AUGGCGUUUCCGGGUUUGUUUGAGGAGGUGGAACGGUCUGUGAAGAAUAGGAGGGGUUCGCCCAUCAUUGUUUCAGAGCUUGACAAGAUUCCCAAAAGAAAUGGUUAUGUUCGAGCGAUGAUCUUCAAUCAACAGCUUUAUGUCAUUGCAACGGAGGGUGGCAUCUACUCUAGAGGACUUUCAACACUUCACGCACUUCAUCGAGCUAUCCUAUCUUCGCCUGAUCCUCUCCCAAAUAUUGAAUUCGCCUUCAACACAGACGACCGCAUUCCUUCUGUGCCGCUCUGGGGCUACGCCCGUCGCAGUGAAGAUGCAGAUAUUUGGUUGAUUCCUGACUUUGGCCAUUGGUCAUGGCCUGAGACACAAGUCGGUACUUUACACGAAGUCCAAUUGAAAGCCGCCUUGAUUGACCAAGCUCGGCCAUGGUCGUCUAAAGUACCUAGCUUGUUCUGGCGGGGUGCCCUAAUGGGGUUGGAACUGCGCGAGAAACUUCUUCAGGCUACUGCUGGUAAGCCCUGGGCGGACGUCAAGGCUUUGACGUGGAGAGACAAAGAAUCCAUGGCAAAUGAUCUCAAACCCAUGCCUGAGCACUGCCAAUAUAAAUACUUAGCUCACACUGAAGGCAAUUCUUACUCCGGACGGCUCAAGUACCUUCAAAGCUGUAACUCAGUCGUCAUUGCACACAAGAUGGAUUGGAUACAGCAUUAUCAUUCUCUGAUGAAAUCAAAAGGACCACAACAAAACUUCGUGGAAGUUCAACGCAAUUAUUCGGACCUGGAGACCAAAAUCUCUUGGCUUGAAAACCAUGGCGAGGCUGCUGAACGAAUCGCUUCAAACAGUGUGAUGUCUUUUCCAGAGCGAUAUUUGACUCCUGCUGCGGAGGUAUGUUACUGGCGAAAGCUAAUACAUGGAUGGUCCAUGGUGAGUUUUAAACCCGAGUUCUAUGAUAUUGUUGAUGGCCAGAGUAUUUGGAGGGGUUUGCCCGUCGAGUCGUACUUGCUGGAGCGAAGGCUGAAGUGGGAUCCUUAUUGA
Messenger RNA from Exophiala bonariae, 1032 nucleotides. RefSeq lists its product as uncharacterized. The coding region runs from base 1 to 1032 and encodes 343 amino acids. The transcript has 2 exons. The record is from RefSeq and is a predicted model, not a curated record. NCBI's taxonomy places the organism in Eukaryota, Fungi, Ascomycota, Eurotiomycetes, Chaetothyriales, Herpotrichiellaceae.